This is a messenger RNA of Cynocephalus volans (Philippine flying lemur), 1972 nucleotides long. RefSeq names its product abhydrolase domain containing 8 (gene ABHD8). Gene Ontology annotation, molecular function: catalytic activity. The transcript has 5 exons. Bases 190 to 1485 code for a protein of 431 amino acids. The record is from RefSeq and is a predicted model, not a curated record. Lineage: Eukaryota; Metazoa; Chordata; Mammalia; Dermoptera; Cynocephalidae.
UAAAGGGCCGGCGCGUUCGGAGGCUGCGGGAUACCCCUGCGCUGACCGCUCGGGACCCGCGACGCCCACAUCCCGCGCCGGCCCGACCCGCGCCACCAUGUAAACGCUGCCCGCAAGCGGACGCUGGCUUCUCCGCCUGGGACCCCUCCGCCCCGGCCCGGGCCCCCCGGCACUCGAUGAGGAAACACCAUGCUGACAGGGGUGACGGACGGUAUCUUCUGCUGCCUGCUGGGCACACCCCCCAAUGCCGUAGGGCCACUGGAAAGCGUCGAGUCCAGCGAUGGCUACACCUUUGUGGAGGUCAAGCCUGGCCGCGUGUUGCGAGUGAAGCACGCUGGACCCGCCCCAGCGCCCACCCCACCUCCACUAUCGCCACCCGAUGGCGUCCAGGGGGACCGGUCCGGCUUGGUCCGCUGCCAGCGCCGGAUCACCGUGUACCGCAACGGGCGGUUGCUGGUGGAGAACCUGGGCCGGGCACCUCGAGCUGACCUCCUUCAGGGGCAGAAUGGCUGUGGGGAGCCACCAGCUGCCCUCGAGGUGGAGCUGGCCGACCCGGCAGGUGGUGAUAACCACUCGGGCCCAGGCAGUGCCGGCAGUGGCGGGAGGCGGAGGCGAGCCCGGCGCCCCAAGAGGACCAUCCACAUUGACUGUGAGAAGCAUAUCACUAGCUGCAAGGGCGCCCAGGCAGACGUGGUGCUCUUUUUCAUCCAUGGUGUCGGCGGCUCCCUGGCCAUCUGGAAGGAGCAGCUAGACUUCUUUGUGCACCUAGGCUAUGAGGUGGUGGCACCUGACCUGGCCGGCCACGGGGCCAGCUCUGCGCCCCAGGUGGCUGCAGCCUAUACCUUCUAUGCACUGGCUGAGGACAUGCGGGCUAUCUUCAAGCGCUAUGCCAAGAAGCGAAACGUGCUCAUUGGACAUUCCUACGGUGUCUCCUUCUGCACAUUCCUGGCACACGAGUACCCAGACCUGGUACACAAGGUGAUCAUGAUCAAUGGCGGGGGCCCCACAGCACUGGAGCCCAGCUUCUGCUCAAUCUUCAACAUGCCCACCUGCGUCCUGCACUGCUUGUCACCCUGCCUGGCCUGGAGCUUCCUCAAGGCUGGCUUCGCCCGCCAAGGGGCCAAAGAAAAGCAGCUGCUAAAGGAGGGCAACGCAUUCAACGUGUCAUCCUUUGUACUGCGGGCCAUGAUGAGCGGCCAGUAUUGGCCAGAGGGUGACGAAGUCUACCACGCUGAGCUCACAGUGCCCGUCCUGCUCGUCCACGGGAUGCAUGACAAGUUUGUGCCAGUGGAGGAAGACCAGCGCAUGGCUGAGAUCUUACUCCUGGCCUUCCUGAAGCUCAUUGACGAAGGCAGCCACAUGGUGAUGCUGGAGUGCCCCGAUACAGUUAACACGCUGCUCCACGAAUUCCUGCUCUGGGAGCCGGAGCCCUCGCCCAAGGCUCUGCCCAAGCCUCUGCCCGCACCUCCGGAGGAGAAAAAGUAGCCACCAGGCCCCUGCGGCAUCGUUUGGUGAGAAGAGGCGCGGGAGGACGAGGCCGGGGCCAGCGCCAGUUCUGCAGUGCAGGCCACCUCGGGCUGCUCGCUCCAGUGGAGGGGGCCAGGCCAGGGAGGUGCCCCCAGGCCGGCGGGGCGGAGCGUGGCAUCGGUGGGGGGAGCCAGGUGGACCCUCGGCUCCCCGCUCCCAUCCUGCGGAGCCUGUUGCUGGGGCCACAGCCAGGACCCCGUGGAGGAUGACCUUGUACAGAAUCCCUCUCCCCCCACCCCCAGCACUAGGGCCAAGGCCAGCCCUUCGCCCUGCUCUGCGUCCUCGAUCCUGGGGCCCACAAGCCCCUCAGGGACCCUCAGGGCCCCAUCUGACCGAAACACCCCUAUCCCCAAUUCCUCGGCGCUGGGAGCUGUUGCCCAAGGUGGGAGGGUUGGGGGGGAUCUGGCGCCACCAAACCUGCACAUUGCAACUUGUAACUCAAUAA